AGGAGGAGGAGGAUAAGGGAGGAGGAGGAGGAGGAGGAGGAGGGAAGGAGAGGAGGGGGAGGGAAAAAAAAAUAAUAAUAAAAGCAACGGCAACACAAAAAGCGAGCCCGGGGCGCCGGCAGUAAGAGCCCCCCCCCCUCCCCUCCCAGCCCCCCCAUUAACGCCGGGGCUAGAUGAACUACAAAUGAGAAAGAGGAAAAGAUGGAACUGCACAUCCUAGAGCACAGGCUCCGGGUGGCCAGCAUAGCCAAGGAGAGCAUCCAGCUCUUCACCUACGGAUUGAUCAAACUUGCCUUCCUCUCCUCCAAGACCAGGUGCAAGUUCUUCAGCCUCACGGAAACCCCAGAGGACUACACCAUCAUUGUGGAUGAAGAGGGCUUCCUAGAGCUCCCAUCCUCAGAACACUUGAGCGUGGCCGAUGCGACAUGGCUUGCCCUCAACGUGGUGUCCGGUGGAGGUGGCUUCUCUGGCUCCCAGCCCAUUGGUGUGACCAAAAUUGCCAAGUCAGUAAUAGCACCACUAGCUGACCAAAACAUCUCAGUGUUCAUGCUCUCCACCUAUCAGACGGACUUCAUCCUGGUACGUGAGCGAGACCUGCCCUUCGUGAUGCACACGCUGGCUGCUGAGUUCACCAUCCUCAGAGUAGUGAACGGGGAGACAGUGGCUGCCGAUGACCUUGGGAUAACAAAUGGAUUUGUCAAACCAAAACUGGUUCAGAGGCCUGUCAUUCAUCCCCUUUCCAGUCCGAGUAAUAUGUUCUGCGUCACCAGCCUGGAUCCAGAUACCCUUCCCACUGUUGCUACACUCCUAAUGGAUGUCAUGUUUUACUCCAAUGGAGUAAAAGACUCGGUGGUCGGCAACGAAGACUCGGGACACAUUCGCUUUUUCUCCUUUUCUCUCAUUGAGGGUUACAUCUCCUUGGUCAUGGAUGUCCAGACACAGCAGAGAUUUCCUAAUAAUUUGUUGUUUACAAGUGCAUCUGGCGAACUCUGGAAGAUGGUGCGGAUUGGUGGGCAGCCUCUUGGCUUCGAUGAAUGUGGAAUUGUCGCUCAGAUUUCUGAGCCUUUGGCCGCAGCUGACAUCCCAGCCUACUACAUCAGUACUUUUAAGUUUGAUCACGCGUUGGUACCUGAAGAAAAUAUAAACGGUGUGGUCAAUGCACUCCAAGUCAGUCAAGCUGAAAAGCAUUAGAAAUCUUCUGAGCUGGUUCCAGAUGCUUUUUAUUAUUAUAAUUAUUAUUAUUAUUAUUAUUAUUCUUUUUUUCUCACAGUAUUUCUUGAAAAAAAUCUGAUUCCAGAGAGUGACAUGAAAAGAGACUGUGGAAAGUUGAGCAGAAACAGCUCCAAUUAGCCUUUGUUUUAAUUAUUAUUAUUAUUAUUAUUAUUAUUGUUAUUUUAUUAAAUUUCUUUAUGAAUGAGGGGCAGGAGGAAAGGGAGUUCAGAUGGUUUCCUGAGGCCCAGCCCCGAGGCGAAGGGCGACCUUUGGCGGUGUGGAAGGAGCUCCCCGGGGACACCGGUGUCUCCCCGAAGUGCGGCGGCACGGCCCUGGGCGCUCUGCCAAGGGCUUGGUGGCACGGCCGGAGCAGAGGGGCCAUAAACACUACGAAAUGUGGAAUUAAAUGGAAAAGACGUCGCAUAGUGCUGGCUUGUCUCCUCGCAUCAGCCUUUCUCUGAGGACCGUCCGUCAGUUGCGUAUGUUGAGAUAGGAUGGGGAGUGGGUUCUGUUUCCCCUGACAAAACUCUUUGGCGUUGGAAAAGGGGGGAGCAUCCCAUUGUCUGAGUUGUCCCCUGCCUUCCUUUCUCCCCGCAAUCAAAGCCUGGCUGCCUGGAGAAAGCCCGGGGUGGACGUGUUGCUCUGGCCUGCCUCCCAGGUGGUGCCACCACCACUUUGUCUGCUUCAAAACCCGGCCGUUUCAGUUCAGUUUUCCCCAGCCACCCUCGGUGUCCUCCCAGUGUGUCCCCUGUGCGGGGGCAGCCGUUGUCCCUUCACCCCACGUCACAGCAGUCCCCUUUUCCCCCAGGGCCAGAAGAGGAGGAGGGAGGCUUCUCUUCUCACAUCCCCUCUGUUCCUUUCCCAUCCUAUUUUUGGACAUUAAUUGGGGGCAUGAAGCAUUGCCCAGGGCCCCUCAGUAGCUGCUUCUCCCCUACCCUGCACAGCCUGGGCCGUCUUGUCUGAGCCCCACAGCAGGUGGUUGUCCCCUGCAGGGCCAGGAGGGUGCCCAAACCCUGCUGGGACCCUUCGGUGGGUUUUAUCAGCUCCUUCAUCGCCAGGGUGGAAAUCGCUGCUGCCUGGGGACUCGAUUCCCAGGGUCUUUCCAUUGGGUUCAGGCCUUUGAAAGCCUCACGGUGCUGAACACUCCGGAAAAGCAAGGUGUUUUGUCUGGCCCCGCCACAGGCAGGUGACACGGCUCUUCCCCUGGGGCAUGUUUGUGUCUGCCUCAUGUCACAGCUCCCAGGUGGCAGGGCCAAAGCGCUGAGGUGCCACAGGGGACAGCAGGAGAGCAGGAGGCCUUCACCUGCAGGCCUCUGCUUCUGCAGCGAGGAGCCCGAGUAUUUCUUGUGUUCCUGGGCUUCUUCCUGCCUUUGACGUGAAGAAGUAGCAGGUCUCAGAGUUGUAAUGAGGACUUACUGACGAGACAGCCUCUAGCAUGGAUUUCGUGAGGCUGCGUCUCGCAGGGUUUUGCAUGAAGCUGCAGGCAGUGCGCAAGCUCUUGGGAUCGCGCCGUGGGCAUGGAUUGUGUUGGUGUGUAGGACAUGCAGCCGGGUUUAUAGCGGGGUGCAGGACAUGCAGGCACUCACACUGAUGUACGGCUCGCUGGUUAGUUCUCCUUUCAUGGCACUGGAGGGCUGAGAUAAAUUUGAGUUAUAUUUGUGCUUUCUGGUGCUGCUGGACCCAGACAUUGAGCUUCAAAUCUCUUUGUUUCCCGAUCAGUGGGGUGUUGUGUGGCAGCUGGGCAGGGAAUCGGAGCAUCCACAAACAAAAUCAUGGGUAACUUUUAUUUCUAGGCCCCAACUACAUUAAAGCAUCCUGGAGCACUUGGGCACACGUUUAAUGCUUUACCCAGCGGUGUGUUUCGCUCUUCCUUUACGUGGGUUUUCAGAGUUGCCCUGUGAUACCUGCAGUCACUCCAGAUUUCUGGACUAAAAGAUUAUUCCCGGUGUGGCACCAGGGAUGUUUGCUCACAACGAUGCUUCGGUUUCCUGCCACGUGCCGUGAGGAUGCUGGCACAGGCCGUGCGGUGCAAUAGUAGAAAAAUGACAAAGCGAAACAGAGAUGUUUUAGCUGAGUCUCUGUGGCGUUGGCAGCCGUGAGCUGAGCUGAAGGUUGCGGCAGGGUGCUCGGGAGCUUUUCACCACAUGAAGCGUUGACGGGUUUCUCUGUGGGGUGGCAAGUUGGGGUGUUUGUGGGGCCAUUCUGGAGAUGGAAGCCAGCACAGCGCGCUGCUUGCCACCAGAGCUUCUGGUCAGCUGAGUCGAGCCUGAGCUUUCCCUGCAGUGCAAGGGCAGUGCCAAGGGGACAGGUCCUGUGCACAGUCCUGGGCUCCACCGGCCACUGACAAAAUGGGCAUUUGGCCCCGUUGUGCAUCAGAGGGCAGCGUGCGUUGGCCUCCCCGUGUGCCAGUGCCGCUUGCUGAGGGCCGCGACGUUAACACUAAGGGAUUACUUGAAAUGAGCAGCAGCUUUACUGAGCCUUAAGAGAAAGCAAAAAAAAAAAAAAAAGUUAGUUUUUAUUUUAUUGUAUUAUUUUUUAAAUUUUGCACUCAGGCUAUUCUAGAGGGUGUUUUUUAUUCAUUUACAUUUUCCUCUUCUUUCCCUGAGGGAGUCGGCCUUAAGUCUGUGAAAUCUGUGGAUGUCUCCGGGGCGCUUCAGAGCGUCACAAAGCAGGUUGAUGUCCCGCCCGGACAAUGUCACAAGGUGGAAAACCCCUCGGGGGCCUUCCUGUGUCCACCAUCAUCCUCGGACUCACAUUUUUAUUUCCUCUUUCUGUCUUGACAACCAAGUGGAUGGUUCCAGGCGACGAGGGGCAGUUCCUUCUGGUGCUCCCUGCCUCGCUGCGGUGCUGGGAACGGGGCUGACCCUGCGUGUGGUUCAGAUCAGCACCAGCUUGGGAUCUGGUGUUACUUGUGAGAGCAUCGAUACGAGGCUAAGGCAAGACGGGGGCUGUGGGGGCUUUGUUAAAAAAAUAACAAUAAUAUCACACAUAAUGAGCACACUUAAUGAGCUCAAAGCAGUGGCUCUUGAAGCUGCCUGACAGCUCCUCCUCGCCAGCACUUUGGGGUGGGGGAAAAUGGAAGGGUCUUUUUGUUUUGUAAUGCCUUACGAUACUCACGUCUCUGCGCAUCCCUGGCAUUGUGCUGGUUCUUUGCCACUCUGGAUAAAAGGAGGAAAACAUCCCUGUGGCACAGAGUACGGCUGGGAGUGGUGGCACUGAAAACCAAGGUUAGGUGCCAGCUGCCCACGCUGUGUCCAAGCCUCCGCGCUCAUCUUCUUGGCGUUUUCUCUCUUUACGGCCGCGGUUGCUGCUGAUCAGGGACCCCUCAGCCCUGCAGGACCCCCCCUGUGCCCCCGGGGUUCCUCUCGGUGCACAAAACUUCACCAAACGGCGCAAUGCAAAGAGCGUUUCCAGCCCUGCAAGGAGGGGUGGGCAGGGGAGGAGGAAGCAGCCCUCGCUCACCCUCCUUGCUUCUCCGAGGCCUUCGUUUCUUAGCAAUUGAAACUUUUCUCAUGCUGUGUGUUACUGCCUGGGGUUUUUUGUCUUUCUCCGCACGGUUAGAUUUUGGCUGCAAGUUCCUUUCUACUGUGCAAGAGUGCGCGUAUGUUCAUAGAGCAGUGUAUAGUGUUUCUGUAGGAAUAGUAUGUCCCCGUUGUACACAUGUAGAAAUGCCCGUGUUUUCUGUUUGUAUGGCUGUAUACUGUACAUAGCAUAUAUACUUGAGCAAUAUAGGUUAAUAUAUACCGCGUGAGUACCCGUGUGUGUGCUCCGGGCACAGGCAGUAAGUGCCGCACACACACAUUUACUCACCAUAUAUUUUUAAUUCAAGUAUAUAGGCAAUACGAAUACUUAGUUAUACUCUGGAUUUCUUGACACGUUUCUAGCAAAGAAACGGAGCAGAGCUGCGGCUCCUCCGCUUGCUGUGGGCAGGCAGAGCCCAACCCCAGUGCGCAGCGCGGUGCAGCCGCAGCGCCGGGCUUCCCUGCCUGCCUCGGAAACACCCUGCUCCUCUUCAGUUCGGUGCCUCAAGCACAAAGACUUUAGAAAAAAAUGCUCCUUUUUCAUUUUUAGUUGCUGUCCUGAAUGCUUCAGCGUCUCCGUGCGGGGCUGCCUGUGUAGGUCCCUGGCUGAUCGGGGGUUUCUGUUUUCAUCUAGAGGGCAGUUUGGGCAGAGGAGGUGCGGGUUUUGGUGGGUUGGUGGCCUGAAGGCAACCCACGGCCACUGCGGAUGUCUGGUAUUUAUUGGGUAGCUUGUGUUUGUUGACCUGAGGAGCUUUAAAUCGGUGGGUUAUUAACGCAGUGGGUUACUUUUAAAUAGAUGGACGUGGAGGAGGGUUUUAUCCCGUUACGAGUGACAGAGGCUGCCUGAACUCGGUAACUGGAAACGCGUGGGCUUUGCAUCUCGUCAUCAGACUUCCCUGCUGGCCAGGAGGGCGUUUGGAAGGCUCUGGGUGGGAAAAGGCUCUCACCCCAACCCCUGUCCCGCAGUCACACUGCACCAAAUGCUGCCUGGCCACUCGCCCUUCGGCUCCUCCAAGUCCCAUAACUGCACCCGUCAGCAGCCUCGUGCAGCUUUCUGCCUCUUCUUGGACACUGGAGUCAGUUUGGUUUGCAGGUGACGGAAGUUUCUGAAGCGUGGUGCUCUUAGUGGCGUGCGAUAAUCCUUGCAUAGGAGCCCUUAGCAGAAGCAUUUGGAUUUGGCUGGAGCCGACUGUGGCUCCUGCAGUGGGUGACGUUAGUACUGGGACUGACUCGCUGGGAACGCCGUUUGUAGUGGGCAUUCAUGGUGUAAACGCCGCGCUGCUGCUUCCAGGCUGGCUUUGGACUCCAGGCUCAGCGUUACCAACAUGGCACGGGUGGGGAAUGCUGCUGAGGGGGGAGAUGAACUGACCCUGGGCCCUAACACAGACCUGUCGGUGUCGGACCCUUUCCCGUUACUCUCCUGCCUGCCCUGGGGCCACCUUCUUGGUCCGUGCUGACCCACAGCAGCCCCGGGGGCAUUUCCCUGUGGGAGGAAGGGAGGGGACGGCUGGGGCACCGGCUGGUGCGAAGGGCAUUUGUCAUUUCCUUUGGACUUGAGCAAAUAUGAAGGUAUGUGGUUUCGCUCAUUUGUCGUGAGCACAAAACCAUUUCUGUUCUUUCUCCAAUUUGACCCAAGCAGAGCUCCUCUCCCUGCCCAGCUCCCCUCUCAUUCCCCGGGGACACCUUUGUCCCAGUCCCAGCUGUGGUGCCAGGGCCCCUCCCAAAGCCCCGGUCCUCAGAAAUCCUCCGAUGUGCAGCUUCUGCCCUGGGGAGAGCCUCCGCGGGUCUCCGCGUGCUCGGAGGCAGCAGGUCCUUGGAGAAGGAUGCCAGGUCCCGUGUCGGUGCUCCUCUGGCACUGCUUCAAUGCGAGCAGCUCCUGCCCUGUCGCUGGGUGAGCGCCGGUUUCUGGUGGUGACACGGGAGGAGCCCAAGCCUGAGCAGCAGCUGCCAGCUCCUGAGCAGAAGUGUCUUGCUGCAGCAUUCGGUGAUGGACAAGAAAUCGUUUCCUGGUGGGGAUUUCUUUUCUUUCUGUUAUUACUGCUGCUGUGGACAUCUCCAGUAAGCAGCUUAAGGCAUCUCACUUACCUGGUCCCGUCCUGACUGCAAAUGCUGGACUGGAUUAAACUUUUAUUACCUGCUAGAGAGUAAAACCCAGGAAGCCUUUUGCCAAAUAGUAUUUACGUCGUACCGCGCGUGCUGGGGUGUGUUUACAUUGGCCGAGAUGUGCAGAUCUGCCUCGCAGAUUGAGAUACCUCCUCCCCACACACUCAUCCGUCUGUCUGUCCAUCCCCCUGUGGGCUGCCCGUGUCGGGGCCAGCGAUACCCCGUGGGCUUCGUGGGGGCAGAGCCCAGGUGGAAAUGCUCGGGGUGCUUCACCCAGCACGGGCUGUGGGACCUCGACCGUGAAUCCUGAGUCCCUCUGCUGCCUUCAGGCCCUUUCCAUCCCCCUGCCUCCUUCUUCACUUAAUCUUCAUUAAGCACAACUCGGUUUAAAUACCAGCUCUAAUUAGCACAGGGGAAGAGAAGUGUUUGCAAUACAGCACAAGCACUGGAGGCUGCUCACGCUGCUGCAGCUGCCCCUGCAGAAGCUCUGGUGAACGUGGAGCAAUGCACAGACCCUGUUUUUGGCAGGGGAAAUAAAUGAAGUAUGUAUCAAGCAAAGUGUAUUAUAAUUUUAGGGUGUGAAUGUGCAGGGAAACAUACCUCUUUGGAACACAUAUAGCCAAGAAGUCCCGCUCUUGGUCUCUCUAGACAGCACCAGCCAUUUCUCCUGCUGGUUGGGAAGCAAACUCCUAUACUGAGGGCUGGGACUGAAGGCUACCUUCAGACCACAGCUCAUAGCCUUCCCUCGCUCUGUCAGCCCCUCUGUUUUGUAAAUAACCUGGGGGUGGGUUUGGGACUGGGGAUGGAUCAGCACAGCAGGGCUGUUGGUUUGAGAGCCGUGGGGUGCUGCAGGUCCCUCUCCAGUAGCUGUGCCAGCGUCCGCCCCACCCUGAUGCCAAAAAGUGGCUCCGUUCCUCCUUCAUUUUGGGGCUCGAUUGGAUUUUUCCCCUUGUUGCAGAUGUGGUAGAGGUGAUGGUGCUUGCAUGGCGCAUUUGGGAGGGAUUUGGAGUCGGGGCCCUGCUGCCCCCACCUCCCUGCUGCCAUCUCAGCGCCUGGACCCUCCUGCGACGGCAGUACUAAGCCUUUUCUUUCCCCCAAAGGAUUCCUACCAGCUCUUUUGUAACUUGAAAAAACGUAGUUUUCCGAGUACCCUGCCCUUUGUGGGAAUGCUGCUGCUGUCCCAGCGUGGCUGCCGGCAGCACGAGGGCUCCGCUGGUGGGAGAAGCUGGGGAGCGUUCGCCGUGCGGAGCCAAAGGAAGAGGCGGGGAGCUGUGUGCUUGGGACCUAGGGGAAAAACCCCACUGCCCUUCAUUAUUUCUUGUAAUUAGUUUUGAUGCCUGGCUUGUGAUUGUUUUUGAAUUGUUCAGAUCAGCAAAGUGACCCAGUGGGUUUUGCUACGGCUGCAGGGCUGCUGGGGGCAGGACGCCUGGGAGGUGUCGGGGGGAACAAGCGGUUCUGCUCCUUUCGGUCAGUCCUGGUGCUGGAGAACCCGCUGGGGUUUGAACAGCUCCUUUAGGGUGCGAACCUCAGCGGUUUCCCUCCUGGGGCAGCGUGCUGCUGAGUCCAGCCCUGGUCCCCAUUUGUAAACCCCAAAACCUCGCUGCUGCUGACACCCCGGUGCUGGCCCCGUGGCUGCGGGCAGUGGGGCUGUGAGGAUGGCGUUUCGUGGGGGUGGGACAGGCGAGGGGUGGCCUGGCAGGGACCUGCAGCAGGGCCCUGAUGUGGAUGCCCUGUCUGAGCCUCUGGACGAGCUGUCUCCCUCCACCUCCACUAGCUACACACCCGCCUGUUCUCCCGGUGUUUUUUUUUCCCACUAAACCCAGGGGGUGCAAUGCCCUUGCUUGGUCCUGUCGCUUGUCUCCUGCUCUUAGGGCACCGUAAUGCACCUGAGGGGUUAAUUUGGGGGAUGGCGUUGAAUGGAGGAACCCGAUCAUCCCCAUCCGUACUUAGGGACAGAUUUUGGGUUGGUUCCUGGGGCUGACAGGCACUGUGUUGUCAGCCCUGGGGUAAUUCUGGGCUCACGCUGCAGCUGCACUGCACGGGGCAGUGUCACACCGUGUGGGUGCGGGUCAGCAGCCGGAGGGCACCGCCACCCCCUUGGUGUCUCACCUGGCUUCAGUAGCAGCUCGGCAUCUCCCUCCCCCUUCUUUUGGACUUGAGAAGCAGCCUGGAUUUUCCCCAAACGCCCAGGAUUGCCCGUAGUCAUAGCAGUGCCCCAGAUUUCCAGCAAGCAGAGGGGCUCCUGGUGCAGCAUCUUCCCAGCGUCACCCAGGGUCUUGCCCCUGGCUGCUCCGGGUGGCCCAGCGGGGCAGCCCAGGGGCACACAGACCUUGGGGACCUUAAAGCCCCUUGUUUAGGUACCGCUGUCUCUGUAAAGUGAGUGAGAUCCCGCUGCUGACCCCCUGACACCCACCUGCCUGGCAGAGGCUGGGCUGGGGACAGGGGCACCCUCAGCACCCCGACCUCCCGCAGCCCCGCUCGGGACCCUUCAUUUGGGGGAGUACAAAAAAAAAAAAAAAAAGCAUUUUUAUUUUUUCCCCCCUUUAACUACCAGACUGAUGCAAACCAAGGCAGGGGCUCACCCUGAGCUGUGGGGGGGCUGCUGGCACUGGGGAGGCUGUGGGGCUACGAGGUGCAGGUGGCCCUGAUACGGUGACACUUUCAAGCCCACUGCUGCCCAAGGGGCCCGGGCUGCAGCCAGCACAGUGCCCCGGGCGCGAUGCGUGGAGCUGAGAAGUGGAGGCUUUGCUUUCCCAGCGAGUGCACACGCUUCUUUUCUUUGCUGGUCUUACGCUGAAAAGCUGAGAUUUAUGUACUGUAUGGGGAAAAAAAACAAAACAAAACAAAAACACACAAAACAUACACAGAAAAAAAAAGAAAAAAAAAAAACUAAUGUUCCAAAACAAAUGACAGUAUAUUUUGUACUUUGUAAAGUGUUAAUUAAAAUGAAAAAGAAAAAAAAAUGAAACAUACGCUGUCUGCUUUUGUACUGAUCAAACUGAUGAAAAUAAAGCAGAGCUUGGCAUUGUCUUUAUAA
Molecule: messenger RNA, 9873 nt
Organism: Anas platyrhynchos (mallard)
Lineage: Eukaryota; Metazoa; Chordata; Aves; Anseriformes; Anatidae
Gene: CASTOR2
Product: cytosolic arginine sensor for mTORC1 subunit 2
Biological process (GO): negative regulation of TORC1 signaling
Source: RefSeq, a predicted model, not a curated record